AUGGAUGACCUUGCGAACUCCUCCAACCAGCUUCUUCUAUCAGGCCUUCCACCUGAGCUUCUAAGAAUCAUUCUUUCAUUCUCUUCCGAUUUUCAGAGUCUUCUUUCUGCUAUCGCAUCAUGUCGCGCACUAUACCACGCGUUUCAUUCGUUCCCCGGUCCUUUGGUAACCUCGGUUCUCAACCGGGAGUUCGACCCGACGCUUCUGCCUGAGAUCAUUCGCAUCAUCGACGCCCGCAAACUUCGUCAAUCUAGCCUGGCAGAACCUCAACUUUCGGACGCCAUCCAGCGGCUUAUCCACCGCGAAGGCGAGACAGCGCACGAAUGGACUCUUUCGGAGGGCAUCGCGGCGGUUCAACUCGACGCCGUCGUCCGAGACCUUGCAAACGCCGUUGCCGAGGAGUUCCUGAAAACCAUUCAACGGUACAUUCACAGAGGACACGAAGGAGCGCCGUCAAGCGCCGAGCUUCGUCGCAUUCGAUUAGCUCUUUAUCGAUUCGAGGCAUAUCGUGUCAUGUUUCCGCCCGUUGUUCAAACUGUUUGGCCACCAUUCGAGGUCAGGGCAAAUUGGGCGACCUUCUUCCAAGUGUACACCCCUUGGGAGAUUGAACAGCUGGGAAGUGUUCAUGAGUCGUUAUUUUGUCUCAUUGGCACGGCACCUGAAAACGCCGCAACCAUGUCUGGCCCUAACCAAAGAACUCCCCUGUACUACCACGACCCUUCUAACCCUAGCUACCAGAGCAAGGACAGUCACGCCAAGGCCGGCUACUCUCUGAGCUCCGGCGGCCAUGGCGCCGGGAGUCAGUAUGGAGGCAGCGCUGCUAGCGGAACCAGCACCGGACAGCAGGGCGGAGGAGGACAGAACAAGGGAUACAAGAAUCCCGCCUGGUUCCAAGGUUUCCAGGGGAACAGCAGCGGUGGCAAGAAGUGA
Molecule: messenger RNA, 930 nt
Organism: Colletotrichum karsti
Lineage: Eukaryota; Fungi; Ascomycota; Sordariomycetes; Glomerellales; Glomerellaceae
Exons: 3
Coding region: 1-930 (309 amino acids)
Molecular function (GO): protein binding
Source: RefSeq, a predicted model, not a curated record